Messenger RNA from Malaya genurostris, 2772 nucleotides. RefSeq lists its product as uncharacterized. The transcript is spliced from 2 exons. The coding region runs from base 974 to 2545 and encodes 523 amino acids. The record is from RefSeq and is a predicted model, not a curated record. NCBI's taxonomy places the organism in Eukaryota, Metazoa, Arthropoda, Insecta, Diptera, Culicidae.
GGCACUGGUCUUACAAAUCAGUUGUCGUAUGUUCGAGCCCUGUCGAGCGUAGUGUUUGCUACAAUCGCAUUAAUCAGAUGAUGGCAUUAAUAGACUUUAUUUAUCAACCAAAAGAAACGAAAAUAUAAAAAAAAAUACGUGCUUAAAGGAGCACUUAUCAUGGGAAGUAAUUGUCCCGAUAGUUCGUUCCCAGCGCAGUCAUGAGAGCUGUUAUUUACCCAUCAAAUCUCGCAUCCCGUAUGCAUUAAUAUUGCACUGAUUCAUAUAGCGGCGGAAGCCUAAGUUCGGGUCGAGACACCAGAUAAGCUGGUGCUGAUGGCAAUGUAAAUUAACUAGCAAGGACCAUGACGAAAUGCGAAGGAACAAAACAUAAACAAACUCCAAAAGGGAACGAUAACAAAUAUCGGUUAGAACUUGCUCUCGGAGGGUUGUGGUAAUAAAGUCAUAAAUGCAUCUCUAACGAAGGAUGCAAUAAAUCGACGAUCUAGUAACCGUCAUGGAAACAUCUGGUGAAAUAAUUAACAUGCUCUUCAAGCAUACAGAUAAGGUGCCGCAUAUGUUUAGAUAGGACGGCUAAGCAAGAUUUGAACUUGAACUUGAACCUUCUAGGAGGGCCCUUGCAGCCGUUAGGGAAUAGAGUGGGAUAGCACGAAAUGCAAGUGCAACCAUCUAAUCAAAUCUUUAUGUAGUAGUGAGGCACCAGGAAUUUGUGUACCGUGCUGACGAAUGGUAACGUCAGCAUCUAAGGAGAAAGGGAGAUAGUAAUAAAUGUUGCACUGCAUGUCGUGCAACAUCUUUAAUAUUUUACCAUAAGAUUCAUGUAUAUAUAGUUUAAGGAAAUUAAAAAUAAAUCAGUCAUCAGUUACCAGAGAAAACGGUCGUUCGCAUUCAUCACUAGAAAGAAAAUUCCCGGACGAGCCCCCACCAGAAGAAGUCAUCCUCCCCUAGAAGGAAGCAUCAUCGCCCAGGAACUAUGUUAACUACAGCAGCAGUUCUCAGCACGGCGAAUUCCUUAUUAGUAACACCGGUCGAGCAAGAUGGGGUAUUUCUCGACCACAUAGGAACUACUUUUAUGAAACGGGGCAUAUGGCGGACGAAUAUAAAUACGUCGAUAUCGCCGAAUGAAGACCGGGAAUUGAUCGAAGGCAUAAGAUGUAAUAUGUCAGCAACAAGGAAGCGCAUGACCAAGGACAUAAAAAAUGAAAAUAUGAAUAGAAUUUUGAGCGUCUUCGACAAAUUAUGCUCGGAUGCAAUUACCGAAAUUGAUUAUGAGCGAACAAGAUCUCGACGCUCAAAAGGGAUAUUUGGAUUCUUGUGGAGCUUCCUAUUCGGUGAAAAUGACAUCGAAACUGAACUAAAAGCAAUGAGAAUGCACGACAAUGAAAAAAUACAUCAGUUAUCUGAGUCGUUAGUUCAAUUAAAUGGAAAGACCACUGAGAUGGGAAAUACCUUAAACGAUCAAUUCUACGGUCUGAUGAAGGAAACAAACCACCUGAAGCAAAAGUACGCCCUAGGUGAAACGGAGUACUUGGAAAGUCGUUUGAUCGAGAUAAUCAUGCUUUCUCGAGAGACUAUUGACGCAGUGCUUCACAAGUACAAAAGGAUGAGAUCAUAUCCACUUUCGACGGAAGAACUUACCGCAACGUUCGACAACAUCUCGUCAACAUUGCCAGCAGGACUAACAGUUCUUCGACAAUCCUCAUUGGUAAAAUAUGAAACGCAGCAGAUCAAUGGGACUAUCGUAAUCGCAAUGUACACUGUAGUUGUCAGCAAAACAGUGUACGAAAUGUUUCGAAUUAUUCCUGUACCUCAUAUGGAAAAUCAUGCCAUCAUUGAUAUAGGAAAACCACGCAUACUGAUUGACCAUAACGGGGAAUAUUUCUACCCAACUACGGAACCAGUACGGAUGAACCAAACUCAUUUUAUCGUGGAACCUAGCCCGGUUCAUAAGGAGCUUGACUGCGUAUCUGGACUAGUGGCACACAAACUUUCGAAAAGCCGCUGCAAUAUUACGCACCUAUCGCCACCAUACGCCGAGAUGAUUUCACUCACGGAUGAGAACCAGGUGCUUUACUUCGCCAGCGACACAACUAGUAUUAUAAUUCACUGCAAGAAUUCUAUUAUAGCGCCACCAUACAAGGUGGCUGUAGUUAAAUUAGAUUUCGAUUGUAAAAUCCAAAAUAAUAAGAGUGUUAUAUAUGGAUUCGUGAAUAGGGAAGAAAGGCGGACAAACUUAUUCUUUAAAGAAAGAAUUCAGAUUAAUUUCAAUUUAGAGAAGAAUGAAACGGCAUUAGCAGAAUUAAAUAAGCCUGCGAAUCCAUUUGACAACAAAAUUUUCACUAUAACAACGGAUGAUUAUAAGGAACAAGAUAUAGGUGAACCCAUUAUUGAAUAUGUAUUAGUGGGUGUAGGAUUGUUAGGUAUUAUGUAUGUGGUAGUAUAUAUUUAUCUACGAGUUAAAAAAUGUAAUACAACACGAAAUUCCAGAAGACCGGCGGAGUGUUUGUUUCCACUUCCGCGAAAUACAGCUGAAAGCUCGUUAUAAAAAAAAUAAAGUCUUUGCAAUUAUUUAUAGGAAUAAUAAACUUAACAGAGAGGACGAACACAAUUUGAAAAUUUAAGAGUAAACACCAAUAUUCCACGACAGUCGCUCGAUUAUCAAUAAAGGUAAUUCUUCAGGAAGAUUUACGGGGCCAGAAAUGUCGAGCGUAGUGUUUGCUACAAUCGCAUUAAUCAGAUGAUGGCAUUAAUAGACUUUAUUUAUCAACCAAA